Molecule: messenger RNA, 336 nt
Organism: Coregonus clupeaformis (lake whitefish)
Lineage: Eukaryota; Metazoa; Chordata; Actinopteri; Salmoniformes; Salmonidae
Product: actin, alpha skeletal muscle-like
Source: RefSeq, a predicted model, not a curated record
AUGCUGUGCAACCCCCUCCCAGUCGGUGGCAUCUAUGAGACCACAUACAACGACAUUAUUAUUGACAUUGACAUCCGUAAGAACCUGUAUGCCAACAAUGUCCUAUCUGGCGGUACCAUCAUGUAUCCUGGUAUCGGUGACCACAUGCAGAAACAGAUCACAGCUCUGGUCUCCAGCACCAUGAAGAUCAAGGUGAUUACCUGCCCUGAGCGUAAGUACUCAGUCUGGGUCAUUGGCUCCUUCUUGGCCUCCCUGUUCACCUUCCAGCAGAUGUGGAUCAGUGAGGAUGAAUACAAAGAGGCCGGAACCUCCAUCGUCCACAGGAAGUGCUUCUAA